CGUUGUCUUCUCUUACAGAUCCGUGCAGGAUCAAGAGUCUUGUACAGACCAAUUUCUGCAUCAGUGUUGUCUAGGCCAGAGGUCAGGACUGGAGAGGGCUGCUCAACACUUCAUGGGGUCCAGAGCGCUGUCUCCCAAGUAGCACUUAGAGAGUUCCAGACUAGUGCUAUCAGCAGGGAUAUUGACACUGCUGCCAAAUUUAUUGGUGCUGGCGCUGCCACAGUAGGAGUGGCUGGUUCUGGUGCUGGUAUUGGAACUGUCUUCGGUAGUCUAAUCAUUGGUUAUGCCAGAAAUCCGUCUCUGAAGCAGCAGCUAUUUUCAUAUGCUAUCCUGGGAUUCGCCCUGUCUGAAGCUAUGGGUCUCUUUUGUCUGAUGGUUGCUUUCUUGAUCCUGUUUGCAAUGUGAAGAGAUCUGCUGCUCGUAAUAUUGGCAUUAGUAAACUAUGAAUGUAAUUGUAUGUAUCUUACUGGGGCUCCCAAAUCUUGAUGUGGAAAUGAACAUUAUUUCCAAAGUCAUUUAAUUAAAGACAAUAACUUUA
This is a messenger RNA of Pelodiscus sinensis (Chinese soft-shelled turtle), 538 nucleotides long. Lineage: Eukaryota; Metazoa; Chordata; Testudines; Trionychidae. The record is from RefSeq and is a predicted model, not a curated record.